Messenger RNA from Caenorhabditis bovis, 684 nucleotides. The record is from the annotation of a GenBank genome assembly. Lineage: Eukaryota; Metazoa; Nematoda; Chromadorea; Rhabditida; Rhabditidae.
AUGUCGGAGACCAUCUCGAAAGUUUUGACCAUCACUGCUGGCACAUUGUACCCCGCAUAUAGAAGUUAUAAGGCAGUUCGCACAAAAGAUACACGAGAAUACGUGAAAUGGAUGAUGUACUGGAUAGUGUUCGCAUUGUACUCGUUUUGCGAGAACAUUCUCGAUCUCCUGCUCGCCUUCUGGUUUCCAUUCUACUAUCAAUUCAAAAUCAUUUUCAUUUUUUGGCUUCUCAGCCCCUGGACAAAAGGAGCAUCAAUUUUGUACCGAAAGUGGGUUCAUCCGACUUUGAAUCGCCAUGAGAAGGAUAUCGAUGCGAUGUUGGAUGCGGCCAAAUCGGAAAGCUAUAAUCAAAUUGUGCGAAUUGGCAGCAGAAGCUUGGUAUUUGCGAAAGAUAUUGUCGCGGAGGCGGCGGUUCGCGGACAGCAACAAAUUGUCAAUCAGCUUCAAAGAUCCUACAGCGCGAAUGACGUGAAUUCUGAGCGCGAGCCGCUUCGCAGCAAAGUCAAAGUUGACAAUGGAAUCGAGGAAGUCGACGAGAGCAUGGCGAGCGAUGGCGAGCAGCACGAUGAGCCGAAACCGUAUCGUCGCAAGACCCGUUCGAGAUCGCGCUCGCGCAACCUUGAAGGCGGCGAGAAUGUCUACGAAUCAUCGACGAUUCCGCGUAGAGCUCCGAGAAGAUUCUAA